AUGCCGCAGCACAGCAGAAGUCGCGUUACUCCAAACACCCACGCGCCUCCUCCCAGGUCUACCCUUCUAUCCAUCAACUGCAUCUGCGACGUCUCAAACGCCAUGUCGACGCACCCAUCCUUUGACAACCUGCCCUGCCACUUUCCUCCAGCGUCUACCGCUACAGUCUCAUCACACCCCAACAAAAAUCACUGCACCCGCAUCCCACAUACCAACCAUUCAACAUCUGCAACAGCCCUCAUUUCCCACGCAUUCGCCGACUCCUUCUCGCAACCAAAUGCCGCAUCACUCAACUCCAAAACCGACUCCACAACAUCAAUUACCCAGACAGCGUCAUUAAAGCAAAUGCACCUCCUCCAACUGCAAUAA
Eimeria tenella is the source of this 369-nucleotide messenger RNA. RefSeq lists its product as uncharacterized. The coding region runs from base 1 to 369 and encodes 122 amino acids. NCBI's taxonomy places the organism in Eukaryota, Apicomplexa, Conoidasida, Eucoccidiorida, Eimeriidae. The record is from RefSeq and is a predicted model, not a curated record. The transcript has a single exon.